Molecule: messenger RNA, 3859 nt
Organism: Engraulis encrasicolus (European anchovy)
Lineage: Eukaryota; Metazoa; Chordata; Actinopteri; Clupeiformes; Engraulidae
Product: E3 ubiquitin-protein ligase NRDP1
Exons: 6
Coding region: 110-1066 (318 amino acids)
Biological process (GO): protein ubiquitination
Molecular function (GO): ubiquitin protein ligase activity; zinc ion binding
Source: RefSeq, a predicted model, not a curated record
UGCAAUUUGACAGUGGUGAAGAUGAGUGGUACCGCUGUGGUGUCUAAUUGCAAUUCCUUUAAAAUGUCAACUUUGCCAUUACUAUUUGGGCGGCUGCGAGUGAUGUGCGAUGGGCUACGACGUCACCAGGUUUCAAGGGGAGGUGGAUGAGGACCUGCUGUGUCCAAUCUGCAGCGGCGUGCUGGAGGAGCCGGUUCAGGCCCCCCACUGCGAGCAUGCCUUCUGUAACGCCUGCAUCACCCAGUGGUUCGCCCAGCAGCAGAUCUGCCCCGUGGACCGCACGGUGGUGACGCUGGCGCACCUGCGGCCGGUGCCGCGCAUCAUGCGGAACAUGCUCUCCAAGCUGCAGAUCACCUGCGACAACGCCACCUUCGGUUGCCAGGCAACGCUGCGCCUGGACCAGCUGCAGUCGCACCUGAAGGACUGCGAGCACAACCCCAAGAGGCCGGUCACCUGCGAAGCAGGCUGCGGGCUGGAGAUGCCCAAAGAUGAGAUGUCAGGCCACAACUGUAUCCGACACCUGCGUAGCGUGGUGCAGCAGCAGCAGAGCAAGAUCUCGGAGCUGGAGAAGACGGCAGCAGAACACAAACACCAGCUGGCUGAGCAGAAGCGAGAUAUCCAACUCCUGAAGGCGUACAUGAGGGCCAUUCGGAGUGCAAAUCCUAAUAUGCAGAAUCUGGAGGAGAGCAUCGAGUACAAUGAGAUCUUGGAGUGGGUGAACUCGUUGCAGCCGGCGCGCGUGACCCGCUGGGGCGGCAUGAUCUCGACGCCGGACGCCGUGCUGCAGGCCGUCAUCAAGCGCUCGCUCAUCGACAGUGGCUGCCCGCUCUCCAUCGUCAACGACCUGAUCGAGAACGCCCACGAGCGCAACUGGCCGCAGGGCCUGGCCACGCUGGAGACGCGGCAGAUGAACCGGCGCUACUACGAGAACUACGUGGCGAAGCGCAUCCCGGGCAAGCAGGCGGUGGUGGUCAUGGCCUGUGAGAACCAGCACAUGGGGGAGGACAUGAUCCUGGAACCGGGACUCGUCAUGAUCUUCGCCCACGGAGUCGAGGAGAUUUUAUAGUAGUCUCCACUUGAACUGAACUCAUUGAAGGCGGAUGGGAUGGGAUGGGGAGGAUGAGGAGAUUUUAUAGUCUCCACUGAACUCAUUGAUCCUGUCUUGGGGAGGGUGGGCUAGCCUGGUGACCAGCCAUACUUCUCCUUAUUCAUUCGUUUUCAAGGUCUGGAGGUUCUUUUCUGGGAAGGGUUUAGUCGGCCACCAGGUGGCUGGCCAAUAAGCGAACGAUUGGGUGAGAGCUGUCCAAUCGUUUCAAACCAGACCUGAGUGCAGUCCUCCCACCCUUCCAAUCGCGUCAGGUCAAAGAACCUCCCGGACCAUGAAUAUGAAUAAAGAGAAGUAUUAUGGGCGGGUCAUACCAGGCUAGCGCGGAACUGAGGUAGUAUUUUUCUUUUUGUUUUCUUUCAUCAGUUGUAAUGGCAUGGUUCCAUUUGUUUUUAAGUGCACCAUUUUUUUUUUUUUUAAGAAAUGUUUUAUUCAGCGUUGUCUUCUUUGGUUCCUCUCUGAAUUGGCCUGGAGGUUUGGACAUGGAGGACACAUGGCAGCCACCUCCUAUGAGCUUUGUAAGCUCUGAGAGGGCACAUCCUCUUACAUUUUUUUUGCCUUACGUGAACUUUCUGAAGACCCCAGACGUCUAUUCCAUUGCCUGUAGAAGUAUUCGGGUUCAGGACUGGUUCUGUUUCUCACCGUUCUGCUCCACAGGCCUGCCCCAUCACAGUCAAUGCUGUCCACAGAGGCACACAAGGAGUCCCAUCCCCCCACCAUCCCCCCCACCCAGAUUUUUAUCAGAAGUGCCGCAGGAUUUAGAAACUCCACAUGCUUUGAAAUCCUAGUGGUCUUUACAUUUGUCUAAAAUGUACAAUGUUCAGAAGAGCCAUGUUCGGGUGUGAAAAAAAAGAAAAUCAAUCAAGCAGAUCGGUGCUGAUGCCAGUUCCCGCAGCAUGUUUGUUUGGAACUUACCAGCGAACCUCCCACACAUAUCAGGCUCUGAACCAUUCUUUAUGUCACCCCUUGUCACCCAGAUGAACCUGCUGACGUCUACGCGGUCUUCACGGUUUGACGGGAAAAACCAGGGAAAGUAUUUUUCGCUUCCCGCACGCUCAAAAUUGCGGCAUGAACUUGCGGGCCAGUUCAUUCAACAUUAGGUGCGGGAAAGGGCACUGGCACGGUCGGCCUAAAUGCGCCUUUAGAGUUACUGUACCCUAAACCAUUUUUGACUGGUGUCAAUGGUAGUAGAAGUGGUAUGGUAGCUGCCUUGGUCGUGUACAGUUUGCAAUGUACCACAAGAUGAUUGUCAAUGACUGUACCGAUGCGCACAUGAUGAAAGCUACUCUGAUAGUGUUACAGAGUGAUGUUUGCUUCUAAUGAAAGCUGGGCACCGGCUUACAUCCCCAUCUCACCAACUGAAGUGCACAUAUUCAAUGCCUGUGCCUCCCAACGUCCCUAGUCUUUGGAUACAAGUCAGACUGGUACCUUCCCUCCUUUCAGCUGGCCUCCAACCUUUUGACUGUGUGCUGCCUCUCCUGUGCGUAGAAAUCAACAAGGUUUCCCCAAUGUCAAGUGCAGGCACUUUUCCCCCAUUUCAAAAGGCUGAUUACAAAUGACUGGAACCUUUUAAAAUGUUGGGCUUUUAUGCCUUUAUUAGAGCGAGAGAGAGAGACGGGUGAGAAAAACAAGGGAAAUUAUCUUUGUCUGGAGUUGAACCCAUGUCCCUGGCAUGACAACAGGGUGCCUUAGUCGUUUUAGCCAUCACCUUGACAACUUCAAAUUAGAACUUCUGCAUUGAUUUUGCCAGCCAGGUAUUAAAAACCUUUGAUUUGAUUGAUCAUUGAUUAUGCUGUGCCUCACAUCACAAGUUCAGAAGCCAGAGGAAAGGAUGGAAGGAACUAGGAUGAUUUACACCCCUUUUCUCAGCUGCCACCCCCUCCUCCUCUUCCCCUGAGUGCGUUCCAAUAUGCAACCUUGCUUCCUCCACUUGUGCUUGUGGCCUCGUACCAGAAAGUAAUAUGUCAUGAUGACAUCACUGACAACAGCAUUAUAUUUGAUUAUCUUGCAAGAGCUCAACUGUAAAGUCUUUUUCUCAUUUGCAAUUGGGGUCCCCCAAAAGUUGUUGUGGCUAGGCUGACAGCUGAGAAACUUUAUUGUUUUCUCCACGGAGGAGGGGCCAGGAGGCGGGGCGAGGCCACAAGCACAAGUGGAGGAAGCAAGGUCGCAUAUUGGAAUGCACACCCUGUGUGGAGUGGGUGCUGUAGUCACCUGUUGAAGUAAUGGCCGCUCAUCAAGUCUGUGGGCAAUGCAUCUACCUAAUGUACACUUUUCUUCAUAUCACGUUUUCAUAUGUUUUAAUGCUGAAGUCGUUUUUUUGUUCUUUCUUUUGAGGUGUGAAUAGUAUAUUCAAGGAUCUUCACACACACACACACACACACACGCAAAAGUAAUCUGCUCUAUGAUACUGUAUUGUGACAUUUGGAGAUGCCACAGAUGUCUAUAAUGAAGAAAAUUCAGAAUGAAUCUAAUGAUGAUGUCUUGAUAAUUCAGUUGUCAGCUUUGUUUAAAAAAAGAAUAUACAUAUAUGGUUAUGUACAAUUUUGCGAGUUUUGUCUGGGAUGUGCUGUAGGCUGAGACGUGUAAAUAUGCUGCCUCGUGUUCAGCUCAAGACAAGAGACUCUUAUUUUGAAGCACUGUGGUGAUGCUGAAAUUGUAAUACUAACAACGAAUUGUUUUUAUUUUGUAUUGUAUUUCUUUUUGUCUUUUGAUUUGCCUAAAUGUGCAGAGUAAAUAUUGAAUGGAUACAAUGAA